CGCGAUGCGACAUGAAGAGUAAAUUAUAAUAAUAAAAAAAAGAGGAUUUAAAACCCUGACUGCUCCGGGGAAAAUGUCGUUGCGGCAGCCCAGGCUGUGUCGGGUUGUAGCGACAGGCUCGAGACAAGCGAGGCACAGCGCCACCGACAGGCCAGACAGAGAAUAUCGGGUAGACUGUGUAACAACAUCAUCAUCAUCAUCGUCAUAUUGACAACAGCAUGGGUUCCAACAGUUGAGAAAGAUGGGAGGUGCUGUGAGUGCUGGUGAAGACAAUGAUGAUUUAAUCGACAAUCUAAAAGAAGCACACUACAUCCGAACAGAGGUGGUAGAGCAAGCUUUCCGAGCCAUAGAUCGUGCUGAUUAUUACUUGGAAAUUUACAAAGAUAAUGCCUAUAAAGACUUGGCUUGGAAAAAUGGUAAUAUCCAUUUGUCUGCACCCUGCAUUUACUCUGAGGUAAUGGAAGCACUGGACCUACAACCGGGAUUGUCCUUUUUGAACCUUGGAAGUGGUACUGGCUAUUUGAGUACAAUGGUUGGCUUAAUUUUAGGCCCCUUUGGAAUAAAUCAUGGAAUAGAGCUACAUGUUGAUGUUGUGGAAUAUGCCAACCAAAAACUUGAGAACUUCAUCAAGACAAGUGACAGCUUUGAUAAGUUUGAAUUCUGUGAGCCAUCCUUUGUGGUGGGUAAUUGCCUGGAGAUUGCUACAGAUAGUCAUCAGUACGACCGAGUCUACUGUGGGGCAGGAGUUCAGAAGGAUCACGAAGAGUACAUGAGAAAUUUAAUUAAAGUUGGUGGAAUCCUUGUCAUGCCAUUGGAAGAGAAGCUAACUAAAAUAACGCGUACAGGGUUGAAUACUUGGGAAACUGAAAAAAUCUUGGCUGUCUCCUUUGCUCCUUUAAUCCAACCUUGCAACACAGAUGCUGGGAAAGUACGAACAGUCCAAUUACCUUCAGUUAGCAUUGGAACUCUCCAAGACUUAACUCGGAUCUGCAUUCGUCGGACUCUUAAAAAUGCAAUAAAUCAGGACAAGUCAAAUGGCGGAGUUCCUCCAAAGGCCCUUUCCAGAUUUAAAAGAAGGCGGGUCCGCAGACGACGCAUGGAUGCAAUCGUUCUUGUUGAUAAGCAGGUUUUUGCAAGUCGAAUUUCAAAUCCUUUUGACAACAACAAUAAUAAUGGGGAGGACAUGGAAGAUGUUAGGAGAGAUGAUGAUGAAAAGGAGUACAACGACUUUAAACCUGAGCCUCCAUUAAAUCUGCUUCGAGAAAAAAUCCUCAGUUUGCCUUUACCUGAACCAUUAAAAUUAUACCUACUGUACUACAGAGAUAAAUAAGUCUUGGAAAUGACUGCUAGUAAUAACUGUAAUAUAUUGCACAUAAGCUAAAGUUUGAAAAAUAUAGGGGGACAUAUAUUGCAAUGAAAAAAUAAGUGAGCACUUUUACAGACUUGGUUGAUUAGCAAUUUCCUAUUAAUAGUUUACUACUAAAUUGACUAGUUUCAUUUUUAAAAAUUCCUAGCAUUAUUCGUGUAGAGUAUUUGCAAAACUUUAUGCUUGGCCCUGCUGUACAUUACUGCAUCAUUUAUGGCAAGCAUUUCUUUAAAACAACAUGCAAGAUGAUUAGAAAAAUGUAAAAUGACUAUCCCUGUAAAACUGUUUCCAGUGACUUGUAUCUUGUCCAUAUAACGAAAUAUUGUAAUUUGUAAUAACUUAGUAGUUGAAUAUUUAAUACUGUUUAGUUUAAAGAUGGUAGAUUUUAAGUACAGUUCUGUGCUUUAUAUGCCAAAAUUGUUUUUUAAAUGCAGUUGUUAAGAUGCAACUUUAGAAAUUCUUUUCAGAUUAGCUUCUUAAUUUAAAAAAUGUUUUAAAAAAAUAAAAUUAGUUACUGCUCUAAUAUUUUCAUAUUUUUGCAGAUUGCUUGGUAGAUGAACUGAUGUACGCAAGUACUUGUUUAGACAUUUCUCUGCAAUAAAUAAAACAAUAAAAGUUGAUACAUAGGCAA
Messenger RNA from Carcharodon carcharias (great white shark), 1997 nucleotides. RefSeq names its product protein-L-isoaspartate O-methyltransferase domain-containing protein 2-like. Gene Ontology annotation, cellular component: cytoplasm. NCBI's taxonomy places the organism in Eukaryota, Metazoa, Chordata, Chondrichthyes, Lamniformes, Lamnidae. Gene Ontology annotation, biological process: protein modification process. The coding region runs from base 242 to 1330 and encodes 362 amino acids. Gene Ontology annotation, molecular function: protein-L-isoaspartate (D-aspartate) O-methyltransferase activity. The record is from RefSeq and is a predicted model, not a curated record. The transcript has 6 exons.